Molecule: messenger RNA, 3570 nt
Organism: Cornus florida
Lineage: Eukaryota; Viridiplantae; Streptophyta; Magnoliopsida; Cornales; Cornaceae
Exons: 4
Coding region: 179-2464 (761 amino acids)
Source: RefSeq, a predicted model, not a curated record
CUCUCUCUCUCUCUCUCUUGCUGUUACAUUGGCUUAUUGCCCCCUUCGUUUUCUAAUUAGUGUUGUAGAUCAUAGAGUUGAAUACUUUAACCCUACAUUUUCCAAUGAUCUCUUGGCUGAGUUCCUGCAUUCUCCCAUCUUUGUCUUCUUCGACUUCUCCUUCCAACAGCUCGUCACAAUGAAAUUAGGUUGUCAAGAAGAUGACUUGGACUCAUCCCCUGGGCAAAGUAUGGAUGGAAGUUUCAGGAAGUCCAGAUCUGAUUUUCAACAAAAUGAUUCGGACUCAUCUCCAGUGCAUAGUUUGAGCGGAAGUUUCAGGAAAUCUAGGUUUGGUCUCUCUGCUCAUAGAACAUCCAGCGUUUCAGCUUCGAGCAAGUCCAUUCCUACUUCAAGAAGGGUUUUCAAGGUGCUAAAGGAAUUCAAAAGGAACCUUGUUGACCUAGAUUUAUUUACACAAAAUCUUGAAAAUUGGGUUCUGGAGAAUUCACUUGCAGAUAACGAUGAGGGACAGUGUUUCAGGUCGCCAUUUACGAUUGAGGAACUGCGCACACUUGAUUUUGCAUUGGAGGGGAUCUUAUUUCGACAGCUAUUCCGCAUGCCUUGCUCUCCUUAUGCUUCUGGCAAUCUGAAAGAGGAUGGGUAUCUUGCAGUAGAAGAUUUCCUGCAUGCUAUUGCAGAUGGCUUGUGGCGUACAUUCUGGCACAAAAAUGGUCCUUUGCCGUACUUUGUAUCCUGCCCUAGUUAUCCUGGAUCCAAGUUUUAUACUGUCGAGAAAGCAAUAUCAAGGGGAAGGCUUGGAGGGCUUUGUGGUGCAGCUUUGGUAUCAAAAACAGGGAGCAAUUUACAAGUCCACUGGGAUGAAGUGGUUGAGUUUGCACUAUUCAGACCAGACAUUACGAUGGGAAAUGAAUUUGGGAUUUCUUCUACCAUGAUUUGUGAAGCCCUCUUCUAUGGUAUUCAUAUACUUAUUUCUAGGAGUUUGAGCAAGUACAGUUCUGUUACCAGUGACUCUGUUUUUCUUUUAGUUCUUGAUUCUAAAUUUGGAGGUGUUGUGAAACUUGGAGGUGACCUUGGCAAACUUGAAGUUAACUCGAGUAACCCAUACCACUCUAUGCUAGAGUGGAUUAAGCAUCAUGCUGAAAUCAGUGUAUCCCCAGUGGACCGUAUAUGGAACAAACUUGGGAAUGCAAAUUGGGGGGACGUGGGAACCCUGCAACUACUUUUGGCAACUUAUUACUCCCUUGUCCAGUGGAAUGGGCCACCAAGAAAAUCAAUUGCCUCACUUGCCUCAGAUCACAGUUUCCGUCUUCAGAAGCGUAAGAUACAAUUCCGCCUCAUCGAGAAUGAAAAUGAGCUUGCACUCCUCCGACAGGCUAGUCAUGAACAUGGAGAAAUUGUUGAACUAGACCACAAAGAGACCUCAUUCAAGAAGCCGUCACGUUUGAAGCUGAAGCAGGGUGAUAUAAUGCUACUGGAAGAUCAGCUGCAGGGGCAGAAAGGUUUUCAAAUACAGGAGUCUCUGGAGAGUGGGAACUGUAAUUCAUACAGCGCUGUUUGUUUAGAGUAUCCGAGAGAGUUGUUGACAGUAUAUGUGGGUGCUCAUCCAUCAAGACUUGAGCCAUCUUGGGAGGAUAUGAGUCUGUGGUACCAAGUACAAAGGCAAACCAAGGUGUUAAAUAUCUUGAAGCAACAGGGCAUUUCGAGCAAAUAUCUGCCAGAAGUGAUUGCCUCAGGCCAAUUUUUGCAUUCUGGUCCUUGUAAGAAACAUAGCACAAGGGGAUGCGAUCAUACAUGGUGUGGAACCCCAAUACUAGUGACAUAUCCUGUUGGGGAGCCACUUUCAUUCAUAGUAGCUCAGGAUGGUUCAAUUUCUUCUGACGAGGCAAUUAGAUGCUGCCGAGAUUGCCUGGCAGCUCUGCGAAGUGCAAAAAUGGCCAGUGUCCAGCACGGUGAUAUCUGUCCUGAGAACAUAAUACGUUUAGUUGACACGAAAGUUGCUAGUGGUUUUCUGUAUGUUCCUGUCUCAUGGGGGCGUGCAGUUUUGGAAGACAGAGAUAGCCCAGCGAUAAAUUUGCAGUUCUCGUCAUCUCAUGCACUUCAGCACGGAAAGCUUUGCCCUUCAUCUGAUGCAGAGAGCCUUGUUUACCUCCUUUAUUUUGUUUGUGGGGGAACUAUGCAGCAGCAGGAUUCAAUUGAAUCUGCAUUGGAAUGGAGGCAGAGAUAUUGGGCAGAGCGUCUGAUUCAGCGGCAGCUGGGUGAGGUUUCAGCUCUAUUAAAGGCAUUUUCAGACUAUGUGGAUAGCCUUUGUGGGACCCCGUACCCUGUCGAUUAUGAUAUAUGGGUGAAGAGACUGAAUAUGGCUGUGGAUCGCUCUGCAGAUAGAGGUAAACUAACUGAAGAAGUAUUUAGGCUAAAGGAUGUUGCCGAGUCUUCUGGAACAUCUGUAGGUGGAAAUUCCUUUUAAAGUUAGGAUAGGUCAGCAUUUUUUCCACGGUCCGGGUUGGGUUUACCUUGAGAGGUUGUUAGUUGUAACCAUUUUUUGGAUUGAUUCAACUUUAUGUUAUUUAUUGAGCUUGUGGAUUUUGAAAAUUUUUUAUUUUACCAAAGCUCAGCUUUGUCUAAUUGCAACUUCCGGGAGAAUUCGGAUGACCAUCAUCAUUCAAGUCGUUAAAAUGUAAAUUUAUGUCAAUUGUGAUUGUUAUUUGUUAAACUACAAUAGUUUUGAUUUUUAUUUGAAAUUCUAAUUGAUUAUACUAAUUAUUUCCAUAUUCCUAUAAGACACUAGUUUGUCACUUUGUCCCCUUGGACGAUGCAAAGAAGUGGAAGAGGAAGUGUGGUCUAUUUGAAAGAAAGCUAAGCCUGCCAACCUCAAAUAUUUAGCUUACAGUGUUUGUGCUGCAAAAGAUGCGAUCUUCGCAAGGGCCUUAGAUGGAGAAUUGUUGAUGGUAAUUCUGUGCAAUGUUGGCAAGAACCGUGGCACGCACCCAGGUAAGUUGAAUCCUCUUAUUUCUUCCCAAAAUCAAGGUGUUGGAAUUACAUGGUUGGCUAACUUAAUUGAUCCUUCUUUGAAAUAUUGGAAACUCUCUCUAGUAAAACAGAUUUUUAAUCUACGAGAAGAACGCUUUAUUCUUCAAAUUCCAUUGCAGCAAGCAGAAAGAGAAGAUGUCAAGAUGUGGGGAUUGUCAGCGGAUGACAAAUUUACUGCUUGUAGGGCUUUUAUGAAGAUCUUUCAGGGGGCUUUAUGGAUGUUUUGGUGGAGGGGGGUUUGCCAAAUUUUGAUCAACUUGCAGAUUACCACUCACUGCUUGUAGGGCUUUAUGAAUGAUAUCUUCCACAUUUUUGCUCUCUCCAGUGUAAUAGCGCGUGGAUAGUAAUGUUCUGGUUUGUAAAUGGAAAUUUUCUCCCUUUGGAUCCAUAGAAAAGAAGAAGCAACUGGAAAUUUUCUCCCUUUGUAUUUGACAGUUUUUAAUUUUUAAUUUUUAUAUAUGUAUAGCAACUAGAUAGAUUGAGUUACAGAACAGUCCAGGAAUUGUAUAAGGUUUGUUCUGUAACACGAUUGCAAAUUUCUCA